GAGAUGCAUGCCUUUUGCACUUGACACUUUCUUUGAUUUGCAUGUUUGACUCUGUGGAAUCUUCACAGAUAUCUUGUCCCAUAAUUUAUGCUCUGUUGCACAUUCUGUCUCUUUAAAUUCAUUGAGAGUCAUCCACAAAGAUCAGUUAAGAUGAUACAGCCAUCGACAAUUCGUGUAAGUUUCUUUUGAGGAUGUUGAUCGUUUUUAAAGUUUUGCUUUUCUUGAGUCUUUUGGAAAUUUUGGAGUGCUCUAAAGUUUUACCUUUUGUAACAAAGUCCCCUCAAAAGAAGGAAAAUAUCUCGGAAGGAAGUGAAUCUCUUGUUGACCUUAAAACGAGAUAUGGGCUAAAAUAUAAGCCUCCAAAUCGACGAUUGGAUGUGAUUUCUGAAGAUAAUGGGGAAUUUGCGAAUUUUGAAGAAAAUGAAAUUUAUUCUGAAAAUCGAGUCACGUCGUCAUUAAAUCAAGUUUUUAGUUAUAUUUUGGCCAGAUUGGGAAGCCUUUUUAGAAGAUACCAAGCAACGGAAGCCAAGGGCUUUGUUAAUAAACCUGGAAGGAGAUUCUUGAAUCUAUUUAACAUAGUGAGGUUUCCCAAUGAACCCUGCGCCACUUCUAAUAAAAGCCUCAGACAACUCAAUGGGACAUGCUAUCAUCAGCUGGAGUGUGAACAAUUGGGUGGAGUGGGAAUUGAGAACUGUGCUAAUGGAUUUGGCGUUUGCUGCAUCUUUCAAUCAGGUUGUGGUGGAAAAACUAAUCGGGAAGUGAGUUACUUUGAGAAUCCCGGAUUUCCAAAACCUAUUACGGACCGUAUGGCCUGCACAAUGACUGUGGAUCUACUCCCUGGAGUCCAGCAAGUUCUCCUUGAAUUUCCUUUUUUCGAACUCCGCCCUCCGACUGAAGGCUUCUGUGCAGACGAUCAAUUUGUGGUUUCUGGCCACAACCUUAAUACCUUCGUCCCUGUGAUUUGUGGAGUGAACACUGGACAACACAGUGAGAUGCAGAAAUAUAUUAAAUGUUAGAGAAUAUUCCCAGAACCUACUUGAUUUUCAUAAUC
Phlebotomus papatasi is the source of this 1051-nucleotide messenger RNA. RefSeq lists its product as uncharacterized. Bases 192 to 1016 code for a protein of 274 amino acids. The record is from RefSeq and is a predicted model, not a curated record. NCBI's taxonomy places the organism in Eukaryota, Metazoa, Arthropoda, Insecta, Diptera, Psychodidae. The transcript has 2 exons.